AAACUCCGCAUCAUCGCGCAGGAAGAGGAGCGGUGUUCACCAGCUGGAGUAAAAUAAUAAUAAUAAUAAUUUAAAUUAAAAAAAAAAAAAAAAAAAAAAACAUCCGAGCAGAGGAGGACAGAAGAUCGGAAGGCAUGUCGUCUGAAAAACACGGGCUCGAUGAGUCUGGUCGUCAGACCAUGCAGCCUCCUCCGUACCUGCCGGGCCCCCAAGACCCCAACGUGCCUCAGCACCCCAACAUGCCUCCUGCGCCGGGCACCCAGCCCAACUACCCUCCCCCGCCUCCUCCUCCGGGUUCGGAAGGAUACCUCCAAGAAACUCAGUUCCACUGCGGCCCAAUGGGGCCCCCCGGAGCCCCGCAGGGCUACACCGUCCAGACCCAGGCGCCCGGAGGCACCAUGGCUCACCCCCCCGUGGGAUACAUCCACCCGGGCUACCCGCUCCAGCUGCAACCCUGCACGGCCUACGUACCCGUCUACCCCAUGGCGUCGGGUCAGCCCUACAUGCCGGCCGGAGGAGCUCACCCAGCCAUCCCCUCGGGCCAGAUUCACCCCAUGCAAAUGCCGCCCAGCAUCACCCUAAUGGACCGUCGGCCGCCACACGACUACCUGCCCAUCGCCGUCCUCACCACCGUCUGCUGCUUCUGGCCCACAGGCAUCAUCGCUAUCAUCAAAGCAGUGCAGGUGCGCACGGCGAUAGCCAGAGGAGACAUGGUGACGGCGGAGAUAGCCUCCCGCGAGGCGCGCAACUUCUCCUUCAUCAGCCUGGCUGUCGGCAUCGCCUCCAUCGUGCUGUGCACCAUCCUCACGGUGGUCGUCAUCAUAGCCUCGCAGCACCACGACGACGACUGGGAGCCGUAACUCCACGCCCGUCUCCCGAUUGGGGAGGGAAAUCGUAUAUAUAUUAGCUAGCUCAGUUGUUUGGAGGAAGUAGGAGCACUGAAAAUGCACUCAAACUGUCUCUGCUUGCCGGCCCUCUACAUUACACACUUACCAACGACCAAAAACGAGAAAUCACAGCCGACGUUCAAAAUGCCAAGCAGCCGAGGUGCAGCGCUUAAUAUUUACGCCACAGACAGCUGCAGGAGGCAAACAAAGCUCCGCGCAUUAACAAUUCAUCUGACACUGAUUAAUUCAUACGGCCUUCGUUCAUGUAGUUAGAUCAGAUGAUAGGUCACUGUGUGUUUCAGUUUUAAAUGUUUCAAAAUGAUCCCUCGCAGUGGCUUUAACCUGACACAUCAAAUUCAAAGAUCUGUAGUGAGUAAAGUCAAAUCUACGAUUCAGUCUUACAGUACGAAUACACCUUUAAAAACAUGUGCCAUGUUGAGCCAGUGUUGUUUUACAGAGUAAGUGUUAAGAGGAGCCGAUCAAUGUACAUUUAUUGUAACGCACCAAAUGGAGACAAGCGACUGUCUUAAUAUAACCAAACAGAGUAUUUAUUUCAGAUUGGACGUUCGUGUGUUAAACAGGAUGAAGUGAUGCAUAACUUAUGAAUUAUAUGUUUAUUUAAAAGCUGUUAUUUAUUAAUUUAUUCAAUAUCUACCUGUGCAUUCACUUUUCUUACGCUACUAUUAUUUACAGUAUAUCACCGGUUUACUGAAUUGGCUUAAAUUUUAUAUCUUACCAUGAUGCACUUUGAAAUACCGCAGCUGCUUACAUUCAUAGUUCUUAUAGUGCAUGAUAAAAUUUGAGCAAAUGGGCUUUUAGUGCAAAAAAAACAAUAAAAAACAGCUUGUCUCCCAGCUAUUUGUGGGAACACCUCCACAGAUUUCUAUUUGAUGGUGUGUGCCGCAGUAUUUUUCAAGAUGUCAAACAAGCUGUUAAAACAAGAGAACGAGGAGACAACUUAGAUGUUAAAUAUUUGAAUACUGAAUAUUUUAGAAACGUGUUAGCCUUUAUUUGUGUUGCACAUCUUUCGCUAUUUAACCUCUCGGACACCGUUCAUAGAAACCUUAGUGCGACGUUAGAGGUAGAGGCAACACGACCCUGCAUGUCAUCCUCACUUUGUUUCCUCGAGACGUGCAGCUUCCCUAAAGUUGCGAGGCUGGUUUUGAUAAUGCAGCGUAGCUCGGAACUUCAGGUGUGUUUUGUGGCCGCCAUGUUACAGUAUGAACUAUUUCAUGAGGUUUCAGGAGUUAAGAAAUGAAUGUUUUCAAUGGCAGAAAGAGAAAAUAUUAAUGCCUAUACUGUAUUGUAGCACUUUCCACUCUGUCGAAAUCCUUAUCCUCCCCCCACCUGUCUUAUAUUGUCUUUCUCCUGUCCACAUGAGUUUUUGGACCUAUCGACAUAUCUCUUCUCCUCCCACCUUCUUUCUACUUGUUCCCUAAGAUGACGACAUUUUUAACAGAUUAUACUGUAUAGAGAUAUAAAAAUUUAUGAAAAUUAUGUUUGUUGACUAUGAACACUGGUAGCGACAGUAAACUCAGUUUAUUCCACGAUAUUAUUAUUACUAUCGUUAUUAAUAUUAUUAUUAUUAUGUAGAAUAUACAUCAAAACCAAUCUGGGUCUGUAUUUAUCAGUCAGAGAGAAGAAAAUGCACUAUUCAAGUUAAAUAUUUUAUUACCUCUAUACAAUAUGCAAAUUACAUUCUGCAUAAAUAUACUCUACUUUAAAAGACAUUACUUGACAUGACAGUUUAAAGAACAUGAAAGUGGAGCUAUCAAGCUUGUGUUUAUAAAAAAUAGCAGAUGCUAGCAUUAAUUAAGCUAGUAGCUGUUUUAAGUGGUAAUAUUUGUGAUUGCGAAUUACUUGUGGUUACUGUACUGCAGUGAUCUGCAUAAUAACUUAAAAGUGCUAAACUGAAUAGCAUUUUUGAGUAGCAUUCAGAAUUUUGAUGGAUAGUUUUUAUUCUCGCACAGAGUUGGAUGAAAAGUUUAAUGCCACUCCUGUUUGUUAACGCUGCCUUUUAAAUUAAACUUGUGGUUAUGACAUGUGAACAUAAACUAGUAAAUUAUCUGUAAUUCAUGAGGACACAGGAGAAGGCCCCAAGGCUAACAGUUUAGCAAUGAUGCAUUGCUAAAUGCAUAAUGAAAUCAUAUGGUUGUUGUCGUCAUUAUAUGAAGACAGCAGGUGUUACCUUCAAAAUGUUUUGUGGUUAAUUGUGACAAUGUUCAGCCAUGAGUUGUGAGAAAACUGCUGCUAGGCAACUGUUGCGGGCGGUGAGCUAACACAUCUAAAAUACUUUAAUGCGUACUUUAAAACGUGGACGGUUCUCCUGAACUCAAGUAUAUUUGGAUGUGGCAAAAGUAGCACCCUGGAGAUGUUAGCUUAGCUCCAAAAAAUGGAAACGGCUGCCAUAGCUCUGUCCAGAGAAAUCAAAAUCUACCUACUGGUAUCUUUGAAUUUUUACACUUUGCUCAUUGACAUACUGUGUUAGUGUUAAUUAGUGACCUGUAGAUUGUGCAGGUGUGUGGAUUGUAUUACAUUUGGACAGAGCUAGGUGUGCUAUCUCCCCUGUUGCUAAUGCUAAGCUAAGAGCUGCAGCCUCACAUGCAUCUCAGAGAGAGUGGUAUUAAUCUAAUCUCAUCUAAAUUCUCUGCAAAACAGAAAAGAAAAAGAAAGAAGGAAAAACAAACGCACCUCAUAAAAUGUCAGACUGCUAAUUUAAACAGAUGAGUUCAACCAAUUUCACUUUUCCCUGUUUGAUGAAUACAGACCCUGUUGUUAUGUUGGCACCGUGAUAUCCAGUGUUAAAGCGUAAAAGAAACACAGUGCUGUUUAGUAUUAUUAUUAUUAUUGUACAGACGGCUCUGGCAGUGAGUGUGUGUCUACUGAAUAGAGUCACUCCUAGCAUAUCUAGUUUAUCUGGCGUUUAUAGGCUGCAUCUCCCUGUGUGCUUUCUGACAGGACAAACUGCAGCUGUUUGCUCCACAGCUGGGAGAUGUGAUCCCCGUUUCCUUUCCAUUCGUUUUUCUUUCAUUUAUCUAUUUAUUUAUUUUGGUUUCUCAGCUUGUAAAUGCGACGGACUGCUUGUUCAAAGAGCCAAAAAUUACCUGUGUACACGUGGUUCUCUUGGGGUUUAUUAUUCUAAUUAUGUUCAUGGCUGUGUUGCACAUGCAUUGGUUGUUUUAAGUUGUUUGAGUAAUGAAUAAAAGAAUAAUUUUGGGUUGUGAACGACA
Molecule: messenger RNA, 4117 nt
Organism: Mugil cephalus (flathead mullet)
Lineage: Eukaryota; Metazoa; Chordata; Actinopteri; Mugiliformes; Mugilidae
Gene: prrt1
Product: proline-rich transmembrane protein 1
Exons: 4
Coding region: 135-860 (241 amino acids)
Cellular component (GO): membrane
Source: RefSeq, a predicted model, not a curated record